Fundulus heteroclitus (mummichog) is the source of this 3866-nucleotide messenger RNA. Its product is annotated as putative helicase mov-10-B.1. The coding region runs from base 81 to 3116 and encodes 1011 amino acids. Lineage: Eukaryota; Metazoa; Chordata; Actinopteri; Cyprinodontiformes; Fundulidae. The record is from RefSeq and is a predicted model, not a curated record. The transcript has 23 exons. Gene Ontology annotation, molecular function: RNA binding; 5'-3' RNA helicase activity.
UAGUGGUACGAGUUCCUCGUUCUUCUGUAGAAACCCUGCGGACAUCUGUGAUAGAUUCUGUGCCGUCUCGAUCAGCAGUCAUGGUUAAAAGGAGUAUGCACGCGCUUUGCCAAAUCGGACUGGACUUCUUCGAAUUUUUAAACGAGACCAAUCGGACCUCCAUUACAGACAGACUGCAGCUAAGAGACAUUUAUAAUGCCGAGUUCAGGAUCAGAAACCCAGGAAGCACAGAUCCAAACUUUGGUUCGGUGAUUUACGCGCUCAAAGUGUGCAGCAAAAUAAAGAGACGCAAGGACAACAUAUACUUCACCCCAGCGGUCCGAGCCCAGUACCUGGACCAGUGGCGCACACCCAGAACCCGGCAGUCGCAAGCUCAACUCAGGGCGUCAGCCAGCAUUGAGAACUUAGCAGAUUCGAGCUCUCCAGAGGAGGCGGUGUCAGGAGUCAGAGCCCGGAGAAAGCUGGCCAGCGAGCUGAUGAGCAAACUGAAGGUGGAAAGGUAUCUCUCCAUGUUUAUCGCUGAUAAACACGGGAUCAGCAUCACCUCUGACUAUCCUUUCGAGGGUGGCAAGCUUGUCCUGUGUGUGCAAGACACCUACGAGUACACGGUGAAGCUGAACGUGGAAAACACUGGAACUCAGCCUGUGUACUUCACUUACUAUACUCCAUUGCACUGGCUUCGGUACUUAAGUCUGCGUGAUGAAAACAGGGUGACCAAAAAGAACCCCCUGUCUCUAAAUCCAGGUGACAGCUAUGAAAUAGAGGUCAGUUUCCGCUGUACUCUGGUUGGGUUUUUUCCAGCUACGCUGGCGUUUGAAUUCAAACCAGACCUGGAGCCCAACACCGCUUCUUUCCACAUUGUGCGCAUCAUCGAGGCUCAGUGCGUAACUUCAUUAGGACGGGAGCUGGCGCCUGUAGCUCCCUACAAGCCUCGCUCGCUCCCUGCCUGCACCCCGGAACCGCAGUGCAAGGUUGUGGAUGGUCUGCAGCCUGAGGGGCUCUCUGUGAUGCAGUUAAAAUAUGUGGUUCAGGUAAAACAGUAUCGAAUCCCACCAUACAUGAGCGAUCUUAUAAUCAGGCUGAAGCGUUCUUCUGACUUCGAUAGCAAAAGAACGGUGUUGGAGACGCCUUUGUGUUGGGAGAACUACACCGAGAAGUUCCAGCUGCUGCUGUAUCUGGAGGAGCAUCAGAUGGAGUGUGACAUCAGAAGAUACAACAUUCCCAACGAUGACAAACCGUACGCUGAGCUAACAAGAGACGCAAACAACCCGAGACUACUUGUUCUGGAGGUACCUGGUGUCGCCGAGAACCGGCCCUCUGUGCUGCGAGGGGAUUCACUGCUGGUGUACCCCCAGGGGGAAAAGGGAGUGAAGUACCGCGGUUAUGUCCACAGCGUUCAGCUGGACAGCGUCAAACUUGGCUUCGCCCAAGAAUUUCUGAGUCGAUACACAACAGGUAAAGACUUAAGCUUUAUUCAAGGGAUUAAGUUCAAUGUUGAGUUCACCAUCAACCGCCUGGUUGUGCGCCUCCAGCACAGAGCUGCAGAACUUGCAAAGAGCAAUGAACUGAGCAGUGUGCUGUUUCCUACUGCACACCCACUCUCAUGGCAGAAACCUGACCUCCCAAAACUCAAACUGUUCGAUUAUCAGUUGGAGAAAAACCCAGAGCAGUAUCAAGCUGUCCAGCACAUUGUGGCUGGUUCAUCCAGACCUGCUCCAUAUCUUGUGUUUGGUCCUCCAGGAACAGGGAAAACCGUCACUUUGGUGGAGGCCAUCAAGCAGAUAGAGAAGACCCAGAAAUCCUGCCACAUUCUGGCGUGUGCUCCCUCCAACAGUGCUGUUGAUCUGCUGUGCACCAAGAUUUGCGAGCAUGUAGACAUGCACAGAGUCUACCGCGUGUACGCCAGCAGCCGGGACCCAAACCUCGUCCCUGAGCACCUAAAGGCAUGCUCUAACCUAUCAGGGGAUUCUUACAUUUUUCCUCCCAAAGAGGAGCUGAUGGAGUAUAAAAUUAUAGUGACCACCCUGUUAACCGCUGGAAGGCUUGUGUCAGGUGACAUACCCUCUGGACAUUUCACUCAUGUGUUUGUAGAUGAGGCUGGACACGCUGUGGAGACUGAGUGUUUAGUCCCCCUGGCAGGGUUGCUCGAUGCAGAGACUGGGCAGCUUGUUCUAGCUGGAGACCCCAAGCAGCUCGGGCCCAUCCUCAGAUCUCCUUUUGCCCUGAAAUACGGAAUGGGAGUGUCCCUCCUGGAGCGCUUGAUGACCGAUAUUCCCCUCUACCAGAAGGUCGAGGGUGUCUACAACACCUGCUUUGUGACCAAACUGCUGCGUAACUACAGGUCUCAUCCCACCAUUCUCAAGAUUCCCAACGAGCGUUUCUACGAGGGAGAGCUGCAGGCGUGUGCCGAUGAGUAUUCACGCAACAUCUACUGCAGAUGGGAACACCUUCCAAAGCAGGGCUUCCCGGUGAUCUUUCAUGGGGUUGCUGGUAAGGAUCAACGCGAGGCCACCAGCCCUUCAUUCUUCAAUAUUGCUGAAGUGGAGGUGAUGAUGGACUACGUGAGAAAGCUGUUGGACUCCCAAGGGAAGAAAGGAGUGGCGAAGAUUUCACCCAAAGACAUAGGCAUCAUCGCCCCCUACAGGAAGCAGGUGCAGAAAGUCCGCCAGGCCUUGGAAAAAGUCGGGAAACAGUUCAAAUUUAAAGACAUGAAUGAUCUGAAGGUUGGGUCAGUGGAGGAGUUCCAAGGCCAGGAGAGGAGAGUAAUCCUGGUAUCCACCGUUAGAAGCAGUACCACAUACAUGGACAUAGACAAAAAAUUCAGCCUGGGCUUUAUCAAGAAUGACAAGAGAUUCAAUGUGGCUAUGACUCGAGCCAAAGCUCUGCUGAUCGUGGUGGGAAACCCCAUGGUGUUGAGUGCAGAUCCUACCUGGGCCAGCUUUAUCCAGUACUGCAAAGAUGAAGGAGGCUACGAUGGUUUCACGCAUGCUGAGGAAGAUGAGGAAGAGAUUAUAGCCAGAUUGUCUGCAAUUUACAUCAGCAUUGAGGCUCAAAUUGAGACUGCUGAGAGUAUUGUUCAACAGCAACUGCAUCCCGAGUGGAGGAACGACAUGUGAGCAGCAAGAGGACAGAGGACGUCCAGCGGGGAAACUUGAAGAGCAUUACUGAUAUAAUUUCACUGGAUACAAAUUACUGUUGAGUAUUUGGGAUAAGAAAAAAGAACGACCGCAUUCAAAUACCAUAAGGUUCAUAAGCACAAUGUAAACAUCAGCAGCAGCAUUUAACCAAAGACAAGAGGGCACAGGGAGACGAAUCGUACUUGAAAAGGGCUAAACUCACCACUGGAAACCUUAGCAGUCAGUUAUGACUUCAUGAUGGCGACUCUAAGUUAUAAAAUGAAAUCCGGUGUCAGUUUUCUCAGGUUUGAUUGUUUUUUUUAUUAAUUAUCAGUCACUGUUAUUUUUAUAAUGUAGAAGUAGAUUGUUUGUUUUGUUUUCUUUGUUCUAUCACUGGUAAACAUCUUAUUUACAUACUGUAUAUUUCACUAAAUGAAAUUCUCUAUAAAUGCCAUUUAAAUAGUUUUAUGAAAUUGAAAACUCAAAUAUGUCUACAUUCACGUGUCACUUCAUGUGGUAAUUAGUUCCGACAUGAAUAUAUUCAGAACAAAAUACAGUUCCUUUAUCAAGCUUUUAUACACCAUUUUCAUGUCAUGCAGUAAACACAAACUUCUGUGCAUUUGAUUGGAUUAUGUUUUAAGUGACAAACAGUACAAACAGUACUGCUUAUUUCUCAAAUGGAAGGAAGAUACAUGGCUCUUUGUAUAUCUUAUAUAAUAAAAAUUUAGAAAAGUGUGGUGUCCAUUUGCA